Messenger RNA from Aspergillus heteromorphus CBS 117.55, 1392 nucleotides. RefSeq lists its product as uncharacterized. NCBI's taxonomy places the organism in Eukaryota, Fungi, Ascomycota, Eurotiomycetes, Eurotiales, Aspergillaceae. The record is from RefSeq and is a predicted model, not a curated record. The transcript is spliced from 5 exons. Bases 63 to 1229 code for a protein of 388 amino acids.
GCUCGUCAAGCACUCUCCUCGGCACGGAACAUGUCGAUUUUUUGCCUCAGCUGUGCGACAAGAUGAAGAGCAACCGCCAAGCCCUCGCGUGGGGAAUGAUCGCCUCCUCUGUAUGGGGGGCCUUCGCCCAAGAGUGUACGACUUCUGGGGGCCUCUGGAAUUUUACCAGCCAGGCAUCGGUGGAUCUGGUGACUCAUAAUUGCACGAUCCUCAAUGGCGAUGUGACCGUCAGCCCGAGCUAUUCAGGCUCAUUGACGCUCAAUAACAUCACGAACAUCACGGGAGAAAUCUAUUACUACCAGAAUCAAACAGUAGACCUCACUUCGGUCGACCUUCCGGACCUAUUGUACGCCGGGGCAGUUGAUAUCGAGAACACGCCUUCCCUGACUCGACUAUCCGCGCCAAAGGUGACAGAGGUCCCAGAUGGAGUUAUGGUGGUGAUUAUCGCCAAUUCAUCGGCGCUGGUGGAAUUCGAAUUUCCAGAGCUUGUGGAUACAAACGGCGUUAUACUAUUUGCCAAUAUUUCAAGCGUCGACCUGACCAGUUUGGAAUCGACCCAGUUUGUUAGCAUGGCCGGUACAGGGGAUGGAAUUGCGCUUGAUUUCCCAUCUCUUCGCGAAGUUGGGAUGCUUGAUCUGGUGCUAUCCUUCAGCAGCUUCUCUGCACCCCUCCUGGAGACCAUCGGAACCUCCGAGGGUUUAGCCACCGGCGACGGCAUUCUGCUCUGGAGCAGCGGAGAUCCCGUCGACAUCAGCUUCCCGAAAUUGACCUAUGUCGCGGGAAACAUCCAGCUCUCGGAAAACAUCAACAGUCUGUCCGUGCCUCUCCUCACCACUGCGGCCACGACAACAAACACCUCGGAGGGUGGAAUGGCUAUUUAUCCUGCUAUUCCUUUCACAGUGGACUUUACAUCCCUCGCGAACGCUAGCUCUAUCCUCCUUGACGGCAACAUCUCCAGUGCCUUAUUCCCCGUGCUGGAAACCGUCGACUACAUCGAGAUCACGUCCACGCUUCCAUUCAACUGCAGCUCAUACGAUGCCGUCCAGGCCCGCGCCGAGACUACCGCGUUUGCGGAUAAAUGGUUCUGCAACAGCACGUAUACCAAUACUACGAGUACGACUACCAAGGCGACGAAGAGCGAUGCGGGGCGACCCGUUCCUGUCGGUGUGGGGCUUAGUGGCUGCGUGGUAGCCGCUAUGGUCGGUUUGCUCGGUCUGAGCCUGUGGUAGCACGGAUAAAGCCAGACGAAGUAUGCGAUAUGAGAACAGGACUGAGUGAGCGCCUACGACUAGCUAUGCCGAUGGGGGGACUUGAGUAUGGGACUGCAUACGACGGUUUGUAUAUUAAUAAACAAAGUUACAGAUGUGUAUUAUCAUAAUGAAUCUAAAUCAU